This is a messenger RNA of Phacochoerus africanus (Common warthog), 2027 nucleotides long. RefSeq names its product signal transducing adaptor molecule 2 (gene STAM2). Gene Ontology annotation, biological process: signal transduction. Gene Ontology annotation, cellular component: endocytic vesicle. The transcript is spliced from 14 exons. Gene Ontology annotation, molecular function: phosphatidylinositol binding; ubiquitin binding. The coding region runs from base 312 to 1892 and encodes 526 amino acids. The record is from RefSeq and is a predicted model, not a curated record. Lineage: Eukaryota; Metazoa; Chordata; Mammalia; Artiodactyla; Suidae.
GUGGCCACGGCGGCCGCCUGACCCCUGCAGGAGCUUCCGACCAGGGCUGCCGCCUUCUCCCGGCGGGCGGCGACUACCCGGCGCUAAGAAGAUGCCCGCGGCUGGCCGGACCUCGCCCUGGGAGAGGAAUUAGGGGCGGAGCGCAUACCGGGAGCUGGCCGUCAGGCGGAAGCAGGGCAGGUGCGGUGGCGGAAGUGCGGGGAGGCAGUCGGAGCUGAGCCAUCUAAGAAGCCGCGGCGGCGGGUCUCCCAGCCGGAAGCCACUGCCGAGCCUUAGCCUAACCGCAGCCACUAGGGCUCCGGGCCGGCGAAAUGCCUCUGUUCACCGCCAACCCUUUCGAGCAAGACGUGGAAAAGGCCACAAAUGAGUAUAACACUACAGAAGAUUGGAGUCUUAUUAUGGACAUAUGCGAUAAAGUUGGAAGCACUCCUAAUGGAGCAAAAGAUUGCCUAAAAGCCAUAAUGAAAAGAGUAAACCAUAAAGUUCCUCAUGUUGCUCUGCAGGCAUUGACUCUUCUUGGGGCUUGUGUGGCAAACUGUGGAAAGAUAUUUCAUUUAGAAGUAUGUUCCCGUGAUUUUGCAACAGAAGUACGUGCUGUGAUAAAAAAUAAGGCUCAUCCUAAAGUAUGUGAAAAACUGAAAUCUUUAAUGGUAGAGUGGUCAGAAGAAUUUCAGAAGGACCCACAGUUUAGUCUAAUAUCUGCAACUAUUAAAUCUAUGAAAGAAGAAGGAAUUACUUUUCCUCCAGCAGGUUCUCAGACUGCCUCAGCCGCUGCCAAGAAUGGGAUGUCAUCAAGCAAAAACAAAGAAGAUGAAGACAUAGCUAAAGCUAUUGAAUUAUCAUUGCAAGAGCAGAAGCAGCAGCACACAGAAACAAAAUCCUUAUAUCCAUCUGCAGAAAUUCAGUUAAAUAAUAAAGUUGCAAGGAAAGUGAGAGCGUUAUAUGAUUUUGAAGCCGUUGAGGACAAUGAACUCACCUUUAAACAUGGUGAAAUUAUUAUUGUUUUGGAUGACAGUGAUGCCAAUUGGUGGAAAGGAGAAAAUCACAGAGGAAUAGGACUCUUCCCAUCUAAUUUUGUAACAACUAAUUUAAACAUAGAAUCUGAGGCAGCAGCUGUGGACAAAUUGAAUAUAAUUGAGGAGGAGGAGGAGGAAAAUAAGAAAUCAGAGCCUGAGCCUGUUUAUAUAGAUGAGGAUAAAAUGGAUAGAGCCCUGCAGGUACUACAGAGUAUAGAUCCAACAGAUUCAAAACCAGACUCCCAGGACCUCUUGGACUUAGAAGACAUUUGCCAACAGAUGGGUCCAAUGAUAGAUGAAAAACUUGAAGAGAUUGAUAGGAAGCAUUCAGAAUUGUCUGAAUUGAAUGUAAAAGUCUUGGAGGCUCUGGAACUGUAUAACAAGUUGGUGAAUGAAUCUCCAGUAUAUUCAGUCUAUUCAAAGCUACAUCAUUCAGGACAUUACCCACCUUCAUCAGCUGGGGUUCCAGUGCAGACAUAUCCAGUUCAGCCACAUGGUGGAAACUAUAUGGGUCAAAGUAUUCACCAAGUCACCGUCGCCCAGAGCUACAGCCUAGGACCAGAUCAAAUCGGUCCACUGAGAUCUCUGCCUCCAAGUGUGAAUUCCUCAGUGACAACACAGCCUGGUCAAACUCCAUAUUUAAGCGCUGGACAAGACACUGUUUCCAAUUCUACUUAUAUGAACCAGAACUCUAACCUUCAAUCAGCUACUGGUACAGCUGCUUAUGCACAGCAGAUGGGGAUGUCUGUGGAUAUGUCAUCUUACCAGAACACUACUUCCAAUUUGCCGCAGUUGGCAGGCUUUCCGGUGGCAGUUCCAGCUCAUUCCAUUGCACAGCAGCAGGCAAAUUACCAUCAGCAGCAGCCUCUCCUUUAAAAACAAACUAAGCAUUUUCUCGAAAGCCUUCAUAAUGUAUUACUUGACCCUUGUGAUUCUAAUCUGAAAAUAUUAAAAGAAGAAAACUUUUUUUUCUUCAACUCAAAAGGCACAUGAAUAAAUAAAGCACAAAAA